Lagopus leucura (white-tailed ptarmigan) is the source of this 541-nucleotide messenger RNA. RefSeq names its product cold shock domain containing C2 (gene CSDC2). The transcript has 4 exons. Lineage: Eukaryota; Metazoa; Chordata; Aves; Galliformes; Phasianidae. Gene Ontology annotation, cellular component: cytoplasm. Gene Ontology annotation, biological process: regulation of mRNA stability. Gene Ontology annotation, molecular function: mRNA 3'-UTR binding. The record is from RefSeq and is a predicted model, not a curated record. Bases 80 to 541 code for a protein of 153 amino acids.
UAAGGAGCUUGCUGAAGCAGACCCCUGCCUGCUGCUCCCCACACCCAGCCCCGAGACGGAGCACCCCGCCGACCCCACCAUGUCAUCAGAGCCCGGCGCCCCGCCGGCCGUGCCCCCUCUGCACUCUCCCAAGUCCCCGGUCUGGCCCACCUUCCCCUUCCAGCGUGAGGGCAGCCGUGUCUGGGAACGGGGCAACCUCCUACUGCGGGACCUGCCCAGCCCACUGCCCACUAAGAGGACCAGGACCUACUCUGCGACGGCACGUGCCUCUGCCGGGCCUAUCUACAAGGGUGUCUGCAAGCAGUUCUCCCGCUCACAGGGCCAUGGGUUCAUCACUCCAGAGAACGGCACAGAAGACAUUUUUGUCCAUGUGUCUGACAUCGAGGGGGAGUACGUCCCGGUAGAGGGGGAUGAGGUGACGUACAAGGUCUGCCCCAUCCCUCCCAAGAACCAGAAGUUCCAAGCAGUGGAGGUGGUGCUCACCAACCUGGCACCCCAUACGAAGCAUGAGACGUGGUCUGGGCAGAUCAUCGGCUCCUAG